This is a messenger RNA of Sitophilus oryzae (rice weevil), 3250 nucleotides long. Its product is annotated as 2-oxoglutarate dehydrogenase, mitochondrial-like. The transcript is spliced from 16 exons. Gene Ontology annotation, cellular component: mitochondrion; oxoglutarate dehydrogenase complex. Gene Ontology annotation, biological process: tricarboxylic acid cycle. NCBI's taxonomy places the organism in Eukaryota, Metazoa, Arthropoda, Insecta, Coleoptera, Curculionidae. Gene Ontology annotation, molecular function: thiamine pyrophosphate binding; oxoglutarate dehydrogenase (succinyl-transferring) activity. Bases 93 to 3131 code for a protein of 1012 amino acids. The record is from RefSeq and is a predicted model, not a curated record.
AUAACCUAAAUAAUUUUGUUUUAGUCAUGUCAAUGUCUGACAUUUUAUUAUCAUUAAAGUUUAUGUUUUAAAAAGAAUAAAUUACAGCAAUUAUGUUAAAAAUCGCAGUGGCAAAUAUCAUACAAAUUAUCAAAGCCUUGAACACUUACCUUGCUCAGCGCAGAUUAUCAAAAUCGGAGAAAUUCGGCACUUCAGCAGCUUCAAAUAAAGAAUCGUUUUUAAAUGGCGACUCUAAAGAGUAUAUUGAAGAUAUGUACAAAGCUUGGCUAAGAGAUCCCAGUAGUGUUCAUGCAUCAUGGGAUGCAUAUUUUCGCGAAAGGGAUUAUCAGAGACCUCCUACAUUAGAGCCUGUACUAGUUAAGAAGCAAUUGGCUCCUACAAAUACACCAAAAACUACAGUUAGAACUGCAGCAACAGCACCAAGUGUUAGCAAUCCUGCCAGUCCUAAAGAAAUAGAUGAACAUUUAAAUGUCCAAGCUAUCAUCAGAAGUUACCAAGUUCGUGGUCAUUUAGUAGCGAGAACAAAUCCGCUAUAUGAAAUGUUCGAUAUUAACGAUAAAACAACUAGUUUGAGUGAAAAAUUUGGAAAGAGUCCACCUGAAGUAAUAAGAUACCACAAAAUAGAGAGCUCCAUGAUGAAUACACCCUUUCUACUACCCGAAUCGACUCGUAUAGGAGGCAGCGAAACAUCCUUGCCCUUAAAAGAAAUUGUCAAACGUCUGGAGCUGGCAUAUUGUCGACACAUUGGUAUCGAGUACAUGUACAUUAACGAUGUGGAACGAUGUAACUGGUUAAGAGAACAUUUCGAAGUCCCUGGAGUUGUAUCACUAAACAAGGCGGAAAAAAGACUACUUCUCACAAGGCUUGCUCGAGCUGUCUUAUUCGAAAAAUUUCUUCAAAGGAAAUGGCCAAGCGAAAAACGAUUCGGCAUUGAAGGUUGCGAAAUUAUGAUUCCCUGUAUAAAAACAAUCAUUGACACUUGUUCGCAACUGGAUGGGGAAAUGAUUAUACUUGGAAUGGCUCAUCGCGGAAGACUAAAUGUGUUGGCCAACAUAUGUCGAAAGCCGCUGAAAAAAAUAUUUGCACAAUUUCAUGGUUUAGAACCGGAAGAUGAGGGCUCUGGCGAUGUAAAAUACCAUCUGGGGGUCUACGCUGAAAGGAAAAAUAAUGUAACAAACAAAAUGGUGAAAAUAGUAUUGGUAGCAAAUCCAUCGCAUUUGGAGGAAGGCCAUUCCGUUUGUCAGGGAAGAGUUCGGGCUGAACAAUUUUACCUUAAUGACGACGAACAAAAAAAGGUUAUUCCAAUUUUGAUGCAUGGCGAUGCUGCCUUUUGUGGAGAGGGAAUAUGCUACGAAACAAUUAAUCUUUCAAACCUUACUAAUUACAAAACAGGCGGAACCAUACACAUUGUAGUUAACAAUCAAAUAGGAUUCACUACCGAUCCUAGAUUCUCCCGAUCAGCCCCUUAUUGUACAGAUAUAGCCAAAGUCGUGAACGCCCCUGUAUUUCACGUAAACAGUGAUGAUCCGGAAAGCGCAAUAUACGUCAGCAAGAUAGCAGCAAUGUGGAGACAGAAAUUCAAAACGGACGUCGUGAUUGAUAUUGUGUGCUAUCGAAAGCAUGGACACAAUGAGGCGGACGAGCCGAUGUUUACCCAGCCCGUACUGUACACGAAAAUUAAAGGAAUGAAAAAUGUUUGGGAAAAAUAUUGUGAAGCUGCAAAGCAACAAGGAAUUGUAACAGAUGCCGAAAUUAACGCUUAUAGAGACACUUAUGACAAAAUUUGUGAACUCGAAUUUGCCAAAGCUGCCAAAGAAACAACAGUGAGAUUCGGCGAUUGGAUAGACUCUCCUUGGAAACACUUCUUCAAAAAUAAGGAUAUGACCAAAUGCGAACCGACGGGAGUGAGUCUAGAUGUAAUAAAACAUAUCGCAACUAAAUUUUCUACUCCCCCACCAGGCGAUUUCCUGAUUCAUAAAAAUUUACAGAGAAUAUUAAGAUUGAGAAUGGAUAUGGUUAAAAAUGAAACCAUUGAUUGGGCACUAGGAGAAGCACUUACAUUCGGUAGUUUACUAAAAGAGGGUGUUCAUGUGAGAUUGUCCGGUGAAGACGUAGAAAGAGGAACAUUUUCUCACAGACAUCACGUGUUACAUCAUCAAACCAAAGAUAAAACAAGAUACACGUAUCUUAGAGAUCUGUAUCCAGAUCAGGCAUCUUAUACAGUAUCCAACAGUCCAAUUUCCGAAUAUGGAGUGCUAGGAUUCGAACACGGAUACUCAAUGGUAAAUCCGCACUCGUUAAUAAUAUGGGAAGCGCAAUUUGGAGACUUUGCAAAUAACGGGCAAACGAUGUUCGACACUAUGAUUUGCAGUGGACAAAGCAAAUGGAUCAGGCAAUGCGGGAUGGUUUGUUUAUUACCACAUGGGCUUGAAGGACAGGGUCCGGAACAUUCCAGUGCACGAGUAGAAAGGUAUCUUGAAUUAUGUGCGGACGACCCCGAUUAUCUUCCUCCAGAUUUUACGAAUCUAGCAAUGAAACAGCUUUUUGACAUUAAUUGGAUUGUGGCUAAUUGUACGACGCCAGCAAAUUAUUUUCAUCUACUCAGAAGACAAAUUAAAUUGCCCUUUCGAAAACCCCUAAUGCUGAUGACUCCCAAGAGCUUGCUACGUCACCCCGAGGCUAGAAGUAAUUUUAGCGAAAUGAAGGAAGGUACCGAGUUUCAGAGAUUGAUUCCUUGCAAAGAACGGGCAUCAGAAAAUCCAGAUAACGUGAAAAAAUUAAUAUUUUGUACCGGCAAAAUAUACUACGAUUUCAUGAAACUAAUUAAAGACCAGAAAUUGGACGACAAAAUUGCCAUCGCUCGUGUCGAACAAAUGUGUCCAUUUCCAUACGAUCUUGUAGUAAAAGAAUGUAACAAAUACAAAAACGCCAAAAUCGCAUGGGGACAAGAAGAACAUAAAAACUCAGGAUGUUGGAUGUAUAUGCAUCCAAGAUUCGAAACUGCGCUAAAAGGAAAAAGGCCGAUUUUAUACAAUGGAAGACCACCAUCGGCAAGUACUGCUUCGGGCAACAAAAUACAAUAUCAGAAGGAAUUAAAAAAUUUAAUGGCCAGCAUUAUUGCUCUUGAUUAGUAAAUCGUUACGUCAUUACAUACAUCAAUUCAACAACAUCCAAUUAUCACCUAAAUCAUUCAGAAUGUAUUUUGUUUACUAGUCAUCCAGUAUUAAAUCAGUUUAAACGUCCUCAAUAA